Messenger RNA from Doryrhamphus excisus (bluestripe pipefish), 2800 nucleotides. The record is from RefSeq and is a predicted model, not a curated record. Lineage: Eukaryota; Metazoa; Chordata; Actinopteri; Syngnathiformes; Syngnathidae.
CUUCCGGCGACAGGCGGGGUUCACCUCGGACAGGUCGCCAGCCAGUCGCAAGGCACAUAUAGACAAUCAUUCACACUCACAUUCACACCUAUGGACAAUUUAUAUUCGCCAAUUAAACUAAUAUGCAAGUUUUUGUAAUGUUGGAGGAAACCGGAGUACCCAGAGAAAACCCACUCAUGAAGAGGGAGAACAUGCUAACUCCACACAGAGAUGCCCAAUCGCCUGACUGUGCUAACAUGCUAACGUGCGGCCCGGAAUCCAGAAACAUUAAAUUGUAAACAUGUCCUAUUAGAUGGCCCAAAAGCAAUAAUUUUUCAAGCAGCCUAAUAAGAAGCAGACAACAUUUUGAAGAGGGAAGCAAAGGAGGGGGGGUCUGUUGUCUGUGCCCAUUUGGAACCCUCCAGACAGUGUUUGCAGCCCCACAACAGACCUCUUCUGCAAAUCGGAGUCAGGAUUUUGGGAAUCACACGUGGAUGCUUGGAAGUCUGCACUGGGACAACAGAAAAAAUGGCAUCCCUGAGCAGAAGAGUGACAGAAUGGACUCUCCUGGUUGUGUUGGUCGCUGCGUGGUGGCUUCAAGCAGAAGGACGGAGAGUAAAGCAGCCCCGGUGCCCCUCUGGAUGUACCUGCACUAAAGAUAAUGCCCUGUGUGAGAAUGUCCGAUCUGUGCCUCACACUUUCCCGUCAGAUGUCCUCUCACUGUCUUUUGUCAAGUCUGGAUUCAAUGAAAUCACAGGAGGGAGCUUUGUACACACACCUGCCCUGCAACUACUAUUAUUCACGGCUAAUUCCUUUGACGUAAUCGACGAGGAUGCUUUCAUGGGUCUGCCACAUCUGGAAUAUCUAUUUAUUGAGAAUAACAAGAUUGCUUCAAUAUCCCCUUAUGCAUUCCGGGGCCUGAAGACAUUGAUUCAUCUGAGCCUGGCUUACAACAACCUUGAGACGUUACCUAAAGAUGUGUUCAAGGGUAUGGAUGCUUUGACUAAAGUGGAUCUGCGAGGCAACAACCUGAUAUGCGACUGCAAGCUCAAGUGGCUGGUGGAGUGGAUGCACCAAACCAACGCCACACUGGACCAGAUCUACUGCAGCGGACCCCCCAUUCAUCAGGGCAAGAAGAUCAACGACCUUCUGCCGCACUCCUUCGACUGCAUCACAUCAGAGUUCGCCGCUUAUCAAUCGCUGAAGUUCGAGUCCAUUUCCGUGGAGUCGUUCACUUUGGGAAAAGACCAGUUCGUUGUGUUUGCACAACCGUUUUCCGGCACGUGCAGCUUCAUUGAAUGGGAUCACGUGGAAAUGACCUUCAGGAGUUUUGACACCAUUGAAAGCACUUCCACGGUGGUCUGCAAGCCCAUGGUGAUCGAACACCAUCUUUUCGUCAUCGUCGCGCAGCUCUUCGGCGGCUCCCACAUUUACAAACGCGACAUCUCCGCUAACAAGUUCAUCAAAAUCCAAGACAUCGACAUUCUGAAAAUACGCAAACCUAACGACAUUGAAAUCUUCAUGAUUGACGGGGAGUCAUUCUUCGUCAUUGCGGAUAGCUCCAAGGCCGGCUCCACAACCGUGUACAAAUGGAAUGGCAACGGAUUCUACUCCCAUCAGUCACUCCAUCCGUGGUACCGAGACACAGAUGUGGAAUACCUGGAGAUUUCCAACAAACCCCACUUGAUUUUGUCCAGCAGCUCCCAGAGACCUGUGGUUUAUCAGUGGAACAGGGGCUUGAAGCAGUUUGACCGCAGGACUGAUCUCCCUGACAUGGAGGAUGUGUUCUCCGUGAAACACUUCCGGGUUAAAGGAGAUCUGUUUAUAUGCCUGACAAGAUUCAUCGGGGACUCCAAGGUGAUGCGUUGGGACGGCGCCAUGUUCAAGGAGGUCCAGACGUUCCCGUCUCGCGGAUCUAUGGUCUUCCAGCCCGUCUCCAUUGGCAACUGGCAGUACGCCAUUCUGGGGAGCGAUUACUCGCUGACGCAGGUAUACCAAUGGGACGCCAAGAGGGGCCACUUUGUGCCAUCCCAAGAACUGAGCCUCCAGGCCCCAAGGGGUUUUUCUUUAGUGUCAGUGGACGGUCGAGAGUUUCUGAUUGCAUCCAGCUUUAAGGGGAAGUCGCAGAUAUACGAGCACCUCAUGAUCGAUCUUAGCAAUUAAAUCCACAUAAAAGCCAUUUUAAAUUCGACCGCAAUUUUCCAGGAAAUAUAUUCCUUAAAAGUCGGAUUUUGGACUACAGACACCUCAGCGAAAUCUGUACAUAUGUUUUGCUUUUUCUUCAUUUUUUUUUUUUAACACGGGCAAAAAAAAAAAAAACACCAAAAGAACAUUCACUGAAAAAGCGGACUCACAUUGAAAGCACCAUCGUUCGUUAUCAAAGUUACAGCUGACUUGUUUUGUCGUGGUUAACUUCUUUUUACACUUGUGUGACAAGAUUAUUGUUUUGUUUUUAUGUCUCAAUAUUAACAGGAGUUAGCUUCUUUUUACACUUUUUACACAAAUUUAAAUAAUUAUACCCUAUGAUAAAUAAUAGCAGAUUUUUUUUGUUUUUAAAAAUAUUGUUUAUUGUUAAUAUUAUUUAAAAAUUAAAAAAAAAAAUAAUUCUUACGUUAACAGCUUUUAAAAAAUAUUUUAAAGGUGUUAUAUAAUAAAUAGCGGCUAAUUUAAAAAAAUAUAUUUCAAAAUUAUUACAAAAUAACAAAAUAAUGUCACACAAGCAAAGUGGCUAUUACAAAAUCUGUUAAAUCUGAUGUUAUUCAAUUAAAAUUUGUUUUUUAAUUAUAUACAUUUAAAAAUUAUAUAUCAAACAAAAAACAAU